CGAAAGGGUCCUUGGGCGCUAGAAGCGAGUUUCUAGAAAACUGCAUUUAUUGUGCAACUUCGGGGCAAACGCAACACAAUCCCCGGAUAAACGAUAUGUUGUGUGGACAUGGGUGUUAAUUAAAAACUGUUUUCUAACCCAAAGCCACGAAACUUCCUGCAUAUCCUACACAAGCCAACGAAAUGCCAAGUGACGAUGCCAUUUUUAUAGACCUUUUCUAAAACAAGCGAGAUACGAGAUUCAAGAUACGUCUACAGAUAGUGAUAGCGAAAGCGAGGCGCCAGUGAAAGUGCCAUCCGCCCAAUCAAGACGCCGGAUGAUUUGAUGAUGGCAGCCAGCGGGCGGAUACGCAAGCGAAAGCAUAAAAACCAUACAAGUGGCGACGUUCCCAGUACGACGACUAGUGUAACCAUGCCCAUUCCGACCAUGGCGCCGGGGAAAAUUGUCGCGGAGACAAUGGAGGAAGCCGCCGCCCUCGCCGGGGAUUACAAUAAUUUCACGCAUAAUUUCGUCGAUUUGCAGAACCUCUUGAGUUUCAACGAAUUGAAUGGCACUAGUGGUAGCGGUGGCGGAGGUGGUAGCAGUGCUGUCAGCUCCUUGGGCGCAUCGAGUGCCAUUAAACUGAAUAACGGCGCCAUUACGGACACUCUGCUGGGCACGGUCCUCACAACGGCCACGGCCACGGUCGCUCCGGCGGCCAGUUCGCUGCUAGCCACCUUGGCGGCCACCACAACAGCAUCUGCGAGAGGAUCCCUGGCGGGCAAGUCGCUGGCCAUCGCAGACGCCACUUCAUCCACCUACUAUUCCAACUUGCUGAACCUGUCGCCGGCGACCACCAGUUUGAUCUCGGCGGCUGCGGCCACCAAGUCGUACAACGACAGUGCCCUCCGGUGGGAGCAGCUGGACGGGAGCGUGGACUUUGGAUUCGACCCACUCUACCGUCACUCGCUGGCCAUGUCCAUGGUCUACUGCGUGGCCUACAUCGUCGUCUUCCUGGUGGGACUCAUCGGGAAUAGCUUCGUGAUCGCCGUCGUCCUGCGGGCUCCUCGCAUGCGGACGGUGACGAACUACUUCAUUGUGAAUCUGGCCAUUGCGGACAUCCUGGUCAUUGUCUUCUGCCUGCCAGCCACUCUGAUUGGCAACAUCUUUGUGCCCUGGAUGCUCGGAUGGCUGAUGUGCAAGUUUGUGCCCUACAUACAAGGUGUCUCCGUGGCAGCCUCGGUCUACAGCCUGAUUGCCGUUUCCCUGGACAGGUUCAUUGCCAUCUGGUGGCCCCUGAAGCAGAUGACAAAGCGACGUGCCCGCAUCAUGAUAAUCGGCAUAUGGGUAAUCGCGCUGGUGACCACCAUCCCUUGGCUGCUCUUCUUUGACCUGGUGCCCGCCGAGGAGGUCUUCUCCGACGCCCUGGUCUCGGCCUACUCGCAGCCGCAGUUCCUCUGCCAGGAGGUGUGGCCCCCGGGCACAGAUGGGAACCUCUACUUCCUGCUAGCCAACCUGGUGGCCUGCUACCUGCUGCCCAUGUCCCUGAUCACGCUCUGCUACGUGCUCAUCUGGAUCAAGGUCUCCACGAGGUCUAUCCCCGGCGAGUCCAAGGACGCGCAAAUGGACCGCAUGCAGCAGAAGAGCAAGGUGAAGGUCAUCAAGAUGUUGGUGGCCGUGGUCAUUCUGUUUGUUUUGUCCUGGCUGCCGCUCUAUGUCAUCUUCGCGCGGAUCAAAUUCGGCUCGGACAUCUCGCAGGAGGAGUUCGAGAUUCUCAAGAAGGUGAUGCCGGUGGCCCAGUGGCUGGGCUCUUCGAACAGCUGCAUCAACCCCAUCCUCUACUCAGUGAACAAGAAGUACCGACGCGGAUUCGCGGCCAUCAUCAAGUCGCGUAGCUGCUGCGGACGCCUCAGGUACUACGACAACGUCGCCAUCGCCUCCAGCACUACCAGCACUCGGAAGUCAUCGCACUACCACCAGAACAGCUCGAGAAAGAGUCCGAGCAGCAAGGGCAACGCGGUGUCCUACAUCUACGAGCACAACUCGCUGCGGCGCCACAACAUGAUGCUCAAGCAGGACAGCAACCUGUCGCAGCAGAUGCUGCUCAAGCAGGACUCUCACGGAUCGCGUCAGUUCCUCAUCAAGCAGGAGAGCUCCUGCAGCGAUGCCUCUGGGAUCCGGCGACCCCUCUGCCAACAGGACAGCAAUGGCUCCAAGGUCUCACUGUCCAAGCAGGACUCAAUUGUGUCUUACAUGGAGGCACGGAGGGCGGCAGGACACGGUCUCAACGACACACUGGUGGACAGGGAUAGCGUCUCGAUGGACGUGGGCCGGCGACAGGGCGCCACACCGAGCUCCCUGCUCGAUAAGCGGCAGAAAUUCGUGAAGCAGGACUCGGUGAUCUCGUUUGUGGACCAACGACCAGAGCAAAGGCGCCAUCAAUUGGUCAAGCAGGACUCGGUAAUCUCCUUCGCCGACCAGCGACGCGGGUUGCUCCACAAACAGGACUCGCUGAUGGCCAACCGGACGGGGGAUGCACCCUCCCACCACGUUUCCAUUCUGAAGAAGACCGACUCGCAGCUCAGCUACGGGAGUUCGACUUCUCCUCGUAGGAAUGCGGAUCUGUACGAAUAGGCAACUUUGGGUUGAACGAGCUCCUAACUCUGGUAGAUGGAUACCAACCACCAUUUGUGUGGGUCGAUUUCAGUUG
Molecule: messenger RNA, 2689 nt
Organism: Drosophila mauritiana
Lineage: Eukaryota; Metazoa; Arthropoda; Insecta; Diptera; Drosophilidae
Gene: SIFaR
Product: neuropeptide SIFamide receptor
Exons: 5
Coding region: 325-2613 (762 amino acids)
Biological process (GO): G protein-coupled receptor signaling pathway
Cellular component (GO): membrane
Molecular function (GO): neuropeptide Y receptor activity; peptide binding
Source: RefSeq, a predicted model, not a curated record